This is a messenger RNA of Zingiber officinale, 2815 nucleotides long. RefSeq names its product protein PHOX1-like. Gene Ontology annotation, molecular function: protein binding. The record is from RefSeq and is a predicted model, not a curated record. The transcript has 2 exons. Lineage: Eukaryota; Viridiplantae; Streptophyta; Magnoliopsida; Zingiberales; Zingiberaceae. Bases 575 to 2584 code for a protein of 669 amino acids.
UUCUGCAUUUCCUCGCAGCCGACGCCCCCCACGGAUCUUGGCAACCACCGUCCGCCUCGAUUCGUUCCCCCGACACCACGCAAUCGCGUUGCGCUUGCGAAGAAACCGACCCUUCCCUUUCUUCUUCUCCAAGUAUUCUUCCUCUUGACGAUACUUCGACUUGAAGGAUUCGACUCAAAUUAGCCUGGGAUUCAUUCUUCAUUGGUGCAGACUCGAUCUUCGUGGAGGAGGAAGAGGGUCCCUGAAUCGAGCCUUCGCGGGGAUAAAGUUUUCGCCUUGUUCCCUUUUCUGAAAUUUCUGUGAAGCUUUUAGGUGCUGCAGGUAUAUAUUUUAUUGAUUCCUAAGGCGCUUCCGGUAAAUCUUCUCUCCAUAUGCAAUUGAUGGUCGUUUUGGUUGAUUAGAGAAGGAAAGGUGGAAUCUUUGCCGCAGGAUUGGGAUUCUGUAGCUCCUUGAUUAUUUAGAACCCUCUCCUUUCUCCUGAGUUUACAAAGCGCAAGGAGAAAUCCACUUCAAAGCAUAAGUUUUCUUUCCUCUUCCUUAGAAAAGAAGAAAAGAUUCUACUUUAUAAGUGGAAAUGGGUAAGCCUACUGCAAAGAAAACCAAGAAUUCAGGAAGUAAAACUAUUGAUCCCAAAUCGAAACAUAACAAAUCCAGGGAGCUGAGUCCUAGAGUCUUCCAUGAAGAUAAUGCAGUCUUUGUGGAUAUGGCGAAAGAUCUGAAAGAGGAGGGCAACAAAUUGUUCCAUGCAAGGGACUAUGAAGGAGCUCUAGUCAAGUAUGAAAAUGCUAUUAAGCUGCUUCCAAAAAACCAUACCGACGAAGUGUACCUCCACUAUAACAAGGCUGCUUGUUAUAUGCAGUUGAUCCUGGCGGACUAUCCCCGAGCAAUUAUGGAGUGCAAUCUAGCUCUCGAGACAUCACCAAAGCACACCAAAGCACUACUUAGAAAGGCUAGGUGCCAUGAGGCCUUGAAUCAAUUGGAAUUAGCAUGUAAAGAUAUUGAGCUUGCUUUGAGUUGGGAGCCAAAUAACCAGAUUGCAUUGGGCUUAUCUCAGAGGGUAAAGAAAGCAAUAGAGACAAACGGUACCAUGUUGGAUGGUAAUGCAGUUCUUUCACCUCCAGAUGUUGCAGUAGUUAGUUCAAAGAAGAAUAGGAAGAAGAGUCGAAAAGCACAGAAGGCAUCUGAGGAAAUGAAGCACACUGAAAUGCAGGAAGAACCUCUGAAAGGAGUGAAGUUAGUGUUUGGGGAUGACAUAAGAUGGGUCCAAAUACCUACUAAUUGUAGUUUGUUGCAUCUGAGAGAGACUGUAGGUAAAAAGUUUCCAAAUCUGAAGGCCGUCCUUAUCAAGUACAAGGACAAGGAGGGUGACUUGGUGACAAUCACAGCUUCUGAAGAGCUAAGGUGGGCUGAAGAAUCUGCAGACCCUCAGGGUUCAGUAAAGCUGUAUCUGACAGAAGUUAGUCCUGAGCAUGAGCCUUGGCUGGAGGAUGCUGAUUCUAGUUCUUCUUUGAAAGGUUAUGGAAGGAAUCAUAAUAUUUCAGAAAAUGGAAGCAUCAAGAACGAGGAAGCGAAAACCUUGCCUCGUUAUAUUGAUGACUGGAUUGUGCAAUUUGCUCACUUGUUUAAGAAUCAACUAGGUCUUAGUUCUGAUGCAUAUCUCAAUCUUCACGAGCUUGGUAUGAAAAUGUAUCAUGAAGCAAUAGAAGAUACUGUCACCACUGAAGAAGCACAAGGAAUUUUUAAAAUUGCUGAGGGGAAAUUUCAGGAAAUGGUUGCACUUGCCUUGUUCAAUUGGGGAAAUGUUCAUAUAUGUCGAGCAAGGAAAAGGUUGUUCUUGUCAGAAAAUGCCUCCAAGGAAUCAAUGCUAGAAAGGGUCAAAGAUGCAUACAAGUGGGCAAAGUCUGAAUAUACUAAGGCAGGAAACCGAUAUGAAGAAUCCUUAAAAAUCAAACCUGACUUCUAUGAAGGUCUUAUUGCACUUGCUCAGCAACAAUUUGAGCAAGCAAGGCUUUCUUGGUAUUAUUCGAUUGGAAGCAACAUUGAACCAGACAAUUGGCCUUCAGCAGAAAUAUUUGGUUUAUUCAAUGAUGCUGAGGAUAACAUGGAGAAGGGUGUGAUAAUGUGGGAGAAGAUGAAAGAACAGCAAUCAGUGGACCAAGGAAAAAGCCUCUUGGAGACGAUGGGCCUGGAUGGCUAUUUCAAAGAGCUCUCAGUGGAUGAAGCAAAGGACCAUACUUCUAAGAUAAGAUCUCAGAUAAACAUACUAUGGGGUACUAUCCUCUAUGAGCGAUCUGUUGUGGAAUUCAAAAUGAGACUUCCUACUUGGGAAGAAUAUCUCAUGUCAGCGGUGGAAAAAUUUGAACUUGCAGGAAUUCCCUCCAGUGAUAUCACUGUUACUGUUAAAAACCACUAUGCCAACAAUACUGCUCAAGAAGGUCUGGCCUUCAAGAUUGAUGAGAUAGUUCAGGCAUGGAAUGAUAUGUAUGAUGCUAAAAAAUGGAUGACUGAUGUCCCUUCUUUUCGGCUUGAACCAUUGUUUAGACGGAGAAUUCCUAAUUUGCAUCAUAUGCUGGAAAGUGCAUGAUACCUUCUCUUAACUCUAUUGUCUGUGGGGAACACAAAUAUUUUUUUUUUUUUGCUUGUUGUGUAGCUUUAUAUUUUGAUUGGUCAUAGAUCAUUUUUUUUAAAAUGUAUUUAUGGAUUACGGACUCAUUAUAACUGGCUGCCACCUUUUGUACUCUUCUUUUCACAUAUCGUCUCUUUUCAGUUGUAAAAUACCAAGCAAUUUCUUAGUUUUGUGUGAUUCACCUUCUCA